AAGUUUUCUUGGAAAAAAGUAAUUUAAAAAAAUACAAAAUGAAAUUGUCAGUAGUUUUGUUGGUUGUUGUUUGCGUGGCUUUGGCUUCAGCAGCAAAUUCUGGACCUGGUAAAAAAGAAAGAAAAGCUUCUAAACCCUUCAGUAGGAAGGCACCAGGACAACAGACUCGUUCUGCUACUAAUUAUCUUGAUGCAGAUUACAUCAAGAAAACCAUCGACAAUGGAGCAGAGACCUUAAACAAAGCUGUAUCCUUAAUCGAACCUUUAGUUCGUGAUGGUUUCAGCCUUGGACACGACAUCGCAAUUCGACUUCUUCAGGAUGGUCCUUCAAAUCGUGCUUCAGACACCCAACUUUUCCAACGUUUCGACAAACUGAAAAGUGGAGCUGUCAAGGCUUAUGAAACUCUAUUGGCUAAACUUAUGUAGAAGUCUUUGGAAAACAUUCGAAGAAUAUGAUCAAGAAUAAUUUUAUAAAUUAGCACGCAGCAACUUCCGCAAC
This is a messenger RNA of Ctenocephalides felis (cat flea), 498 nucleotides long. RefSeq lists its product as uncharacterized. The record is from RefSeq and is a predicted model, not a curated record. NCBI's taxonomy places the organism in Eukaryota, Metazoa, Arthropoda, Insecta, Siphonaptera, Pulicidae. The coding region runs from base 39 to 425 and encodes 128 amino acids. The transcript has 2 exons.